This is a messenger RNA of Lagopus leucura (white-tailed ptarmigan), 1152 nucleotides long. RefSeq names its product chaperonin containing TCP1 subunit 3 (gene CCT3). Lineage: Eukaryota; Metazoa; Chordata; Aves; Galliformes; Phasianidae. Gene Ontology annotation, cellular component: chaperonin-containing T-complex. The annotation marks the transcript as partial. The transcript has 6 exons. Gene Ontology annotation, biological process: protein folding. Gene Ontology annotation, molecular function: ATP-dependent protein folding chaperone; ATP binding. The record is from RefSeq and is a predicted model, not a curated record.
CUCGGGGCCGGGCUCUGAGCGAUGCUUCUCUUCCCCUGCAGACCGACAUUGAGAUUACACGGGAGGAGGACUUUGCACGCAUCCUGCAGAUGGAGGAGGAAUACAUCCAGCAGAUCUGCGAGGACCUGCUGAGGGUGAAGCCAGACCUGGUCAUCACUGAGAAGGGCAUUUCGGACCUGGCCCAGCACUACCUGAUGAGAGCCAACAUCAGCGCCGUCCGCAGGGUGAGGAAGACGGACAACAACCGCAUCGCCAGGGCCUGCGGGGCCCGCAUCGUCAGCCGCACCGAUGAGCUGCGGGAGGAGGACGUGGGCACCGGCGCCGGGCUGUUCGAGGUGAAAAAGAUUGGAGAUGAGUACUUUGCCUUCAUCACCGAAUGCAAGGACCCCAAAGCCUGCACCAUCGUCCUGCGUGGGGCCAGCAAGGAGAUCCUGGCGGAGGUGGAGCGCAACCUGCAGGACGCCAUGCAGGUGUGCCGCAACGUGUUGGUGGACCCCCAGCUGGUGCCAGGAGGAGGGGCUGCAGAGAUGGCGGUGUCCCACGCGCUGACGGAGAAGUCCAAAGGCAUGACAGGAGUGGAGCAGUGGCCCUACAGAGCGGUGGCGCAGGCGCUGGAGGUCAUCCCACGCACGCUCAUCCAGAACUGCGGUGCCAGCACCAUCCGUGUGCUCACCUCGCUGCGGGCCAAGCACACCCAGGAGGGCAGCCAGACGUGGGGGGUGAACGGGGAGAGCGGAGCCUUGGCUGACAUGAAGGAGUUGGGGGUCUGGGAGCCCCUGGCUGUCAAACUGCAGACCUACAAAACGGCCGUGGAGACCGCCGUCCUCCUGCUCCGCAUCGAUGACAUCGUGUCGGGACACAAAAAGAAAGGCGAAGAGCACAGCAAGGCGCCAGCACCCACUGAAGCAGCCCAGGAGUAGUGGGGCAGUGGGGCCACAUCUGGAGCUGCUGUUUCCCCCCCAGUCCCGAGUUGGAGCAAAGGGUCCCAAAGUCAAUUGCCCAAAGUUUGGGGGGUGGGAUGGGAACGUGGUGAUGGGGACACACAGUGCCUGGGCACGGGGGGGAGCUGUUGGUGUUUAAUUUAAGUCUGUAAUUCCUUGCAGUUUGCCUCAACAAUAAAAGGCAUCGCACCCUGUGGGGCUCUGUUGUGAA